AUGGCAAUAUACACUGAAGCCGAUAAUGUACUCAAACUUUGGGAUUCUCUCGGAUUCGCAAAUUCUGAGCAAUUAUUAAUCACACAAAUCCGCAAAAUUGUGAAACGACUGAAACGACUGCAACGCACGGAACGCAGCGUUGGUUUGCAGUCAUGUCAUGCGCUGUCUUUCAAUGUAUGCCAGAUCUGCCACAACUGCCAGACACUUCUGCCAGCGCUCACCCAUCGCUAUACUCCAACCAUACACUCCAUGAACUCCCAGUGCAAAAGAAAGUCGAGCCCUACAGAGCCGUGCACUGAGGGGUCGACUAUUCGAUAA
This is a messenger RNA of Medioppia subpectinata, 318 nucleotides long. NCBI's taxonomy places the organism in Eukaryota, Metazoa, Arthropoda, Arachnida, Sarcoptiformes, Oppiidae. The record is from the annotation of a GenBank genome assembly.